AUGUCGACCAUUUCCAUUAUACACUCCCCAUCAACGUUAACUCGAUUCCCUUGUAUCUUUCGCACGAAACCUCACCCCAUAAUUCAUCAUCAACGAUUCACCACCCGCUCUGCCGCUGGUCGUCGGCAGCUCAACCUAUCAGAGCAAUCUUCCUCCACCGCCUCGCCAGUGUACGUCACGCUACCUUUAGCUGAGCUCAAUGUCUACGCGGACCCGGUGGGCACCGUGGGCAGGCGCGAGUUCACGGUUGAGUCACUUGGGAUGCUUGCAGAAGCAGGAGUUGAAGGCGUGGUCAUGGAUGUGUGGUGGGCCCUGGUAGAGAGGGAUCAGCCUAGGGUUUAUCAUUGGGAACCCUUUUUGGAGAUGGCCGAGCUGGUUCAGCGCAGCGGAUUAAAGAUUCGGGUCGUGCUUGCGUUUCACGAGGGUUAUCCUCAUACUCAAAGUUGGGUUAGCCUUCCUCUAUGGAUACUUGAAGAGUUCUAUAAAAAUCGUGAUUUGGUAUGUGCUGAAAGACAUGGAUGGCAUAAAGAAGAAUACAUUUCGCUCGGGUGUGAUACCCUUCCUGUUUUACGGGGGCGUUCACCACUCGAAGCAUAUGCAGAUUUCAUGAGGAGCUUCAGAGACAAUUUCAGACCUUUUCUAGGUCUUGUUAUAACAGGAAUUCAAGUUGGUAUGGGCCCUGAAGGUGAAUUAAGAUAUCCUUCUUCUGAUUCCCAGGAUUUGUUAUUGGGUCGUGCUGGAAAGUUUCAUUGCUAUGAUAAGUAUAUGGUUGCGUCUCUCAAAGAACACGCCAGAGAGGUCGGAAUGCCUGAAUGGGGAAAUGUGUAUCGUGUUGCAGAACAAUUGCAAUUUGCCGAAAAUGGUAAUGAUUCUUGGAAUACGCCGUACGGUGCAUUUUUGCUUGAAUGGUACUCUGGAAUGUUGCUUAUGCACGGAGAAAGGAUAUGCGAGCAAGCUGAGGCCAUUUUCUCGGGAACAAAUGUUAUUAUGUCAGCAAAACUAGCAGGGCACUAUUGCCAUUACCUCACUCAGUCUCAUGUUUCGGAGCUGACUGCUGGCUAUUACAACACUUCAACAAGAGAUGGAUACUUGCCGUUUGCUCGCAUGUUUGCUAGGCAUGGGUUUGCGUUAUGCUGCUCCUGUUUUGACUUGAAAGAUGAGAUGGAAAGGUAUCCCACCAGUAGUCCAGAAGGUCUUCUCAAACAGAUGCUCUCGGCUGCUAGGGUUUGUGGUAUUCCCGUGGAAGGUGAAACUUCUGCAUCCUUUUGCAAUGGGAGACUAAUAUCGUUGAAACAAGUGGUAACAAUGUCCAAGCAUUACUUAUCUGGACUGGAAAACCCCUCCUUCUCAUUCAAGCUCAGGGCCAACAAGGAGCAGUUGUUUAAUUCACCUAAAUAUUGGGCUAUGUUUACUGAUUUUGUCAGCCAAAUGUCUAAUGCAUGUCAAUGAUUAAGUAUUGAGCCAAAGUUGGUUUCAUUUCUCCUCCAUUCCCCUUCUAAUAUCAGUUUUAAUGCUCGGAUGUUAUGCCUAGUAUGGUGAUUAACGAGUUUAUCAGCGAAGUAAG
Rosa rugosa (rugosa rose) is the source of this 1564-nucleotide messenger RNA. Its product is annotated as beta-amylase 3, chloroplastic-like. Gene Ontology annotation, molecular function: beta-amylase activity. The record is from RefSeq and is a predicted model, not a curated record. Gene Ontology annotation, biological process: polysaccharide catabolic process. Lineage: Eukaryota; Viridiplantae; Streptophyta; Magnoliopsida; Rosales; Rosaceae. The transcript has 5 exons. The coding region runs from base 1 to 1449 and encodes 482 amino acids.